AUGGCACCCAAAGUCCUCAUCGUCCUCACCUCCCAAGCCACCAUCCCCAAAACCAACCACCCUACCGGAUGGUAUCUCGUAGGCCUGCCUACCUUACCCAGCAAAAAUGGCUUCCAAACUGACCUUUUGAAACAGCCCGAAUUCGCCCACCCCUGGAAAGAGCUCCAUGACGCCGGCAUCGAAAUGACUAUCGCUUCGCCCAAAGGUGGCGAAGCGCCUCUCGACCCAAGCUCUGUCGAGGCCUUCAAGAACGACCCAGUCUCAGCCGAGUUCCUGAAGAACCAGGAAUCGCUAUGGAAGAACACCGUGCGUCUAGCGGAUAUUGUGCCGCGCACAGGCGAAUUCGAUGCCAUCUUCUAUGUUGGUGGACACGGUCCCAUGUUCGACCUCGUCAGCGACCCGAUCUCCCUCUCUCUCAUCCAAACCUUCGCAGCAGCCCGCAAACCCGUUUCGGCCGUCUGCCACGGCCCCAUCGUAUUCGCCAACGCGACUACGCCGUCCGGCGAACCGCUAGUCAAGGGCGCCACCGUAACAGGGUUCUCGAAUGUGGAAGAAGAGCAAGUGCAGAUGGUCGAGGCUAUGCCGUUUUUGUUGGAGGACAAACUCGUCGCGGCCUCGGAUAGCACGAAAUAUGUAAAGGCUGAGCAGCCAUGGGGUGAGAAGGUGGUUGUUGAUAAGACGUAUCAGCUUGGGGGACCGUUGAUUACGGGCCAAAAUCCGGCGAGUGCGACGGGCGUUGGGAAGGCGUUGUUGAAGGCUUUGGGGUUGUGA
This is a messenger RNA of Talaromyces atroroseus, 771 nucleotides long. RefSeq lists its product as hypothetical. Bases 1 to 771 code for a protein of 256 amino acids. The transcript is spliced from 2 exons. The record is from RefSeq and is a predicted model, not a curated record. Lineage: Eukaryota; Fungi; Ascomycota; Eurotiomycetes; Eurotiales; Trichocomaceae. Gene Ontology annotation, molecular function: glyoxalase III activity.